Messenger RNA from Cannabis sativa, 1993 nucleotides. Its product is annotated as small RNA degrading nuclease 5. Lineage: Eukaryota; Viridiplantae; Streptophyta; Magnoliopsida; Rosales; Cannabaceae. The record is from RefSeq and is a predicted model, not a curated record. Gene Ontology annotation, cellular component: nucleus. Gene Ontology annotation, molecular function: nucleic acid binding; exonuclease activity. The transcript is spliced from 14 exons. The coding region runs from base 136 to 1857 and encodes 573 amino acids.
GUUUAUACAACAACAAUUGAAAAACCCUUUCUCCAAGGUUUUUGCUCAAAAACUCAUAUUUACUCCCUUCAUCUUCCUAAAUCUCUCUCUAAAUUACUCUACUGGAUCAUCAAGUUAGAGAGAGAGAGAGAGAGAAUGCCUUCGCCGGUUCAUGCUGCCGAAGCCGACAAUGACUGCUCCAACGAUGCCUCAACCAUCGCUGACAACGAUAAAGCUUCCAAUUUCUUCGACAUUUAUGGCCCUCAGGCUAAAGCAGAAGUUGUUUUUACAGUACCAGAGGCUACCUCUACUUUGAAUUUGCAAGAUGUUCAAGGACUUGUAACUUGGGUGCUUGCUGAAGGAUUCAUGCCAACAUGGGCUUUCAUUAAGAACAAACCCCUCAUCCCAAAAGUGGUUCUGCUCUACAUUCCAGGCCUAGAUGCAGCAUUGUACUUAUCACAUUCCAAAAUGCUUCGCACUCUUAAAGAAUUCUGUGGAAAACCCAGGGCAGUUUUGGCGCUUAGUUGUAUAUCAGAUGGAAUGCAAACGAUUGAUACACUCCUAACAUGCAAGGUCAAAAGAAAGAGGGAUCAGAGGGACCAAAGGGAGCCUAACUCAACAAGUGAACCAGAAAAAUGUGAUUCUGAGACAGUUGAACAAUCCUUUAUAGAACUUAAGAAAGAUAUACCUUUCCCCAUUACAUAUUACACUCUUACAGAAAAGGAGAUGGAAGACAAUGGCUACUGUCUUAAUAAGCCAGGUUUUAUUUCUACUAUCUCUGCUCCAUCAGAAGCAUCUCCAUAUGAUUUGUUGGCACUUGAUUGUGAGAUGUGCAUAACAAGUGAGGGUUUUGAGCUGACAAGAGUGACCUUAGUGGAUGUUCAAGGCCAGGUUGUGCUAGAUAAACUGGUUAAACCAUCAAACAAUAUUACCGAUUACAACACCAGAUAUAGUGGGAUUACGAGUGACAUGUUAAAUGAUGUGACUACAAGUCUUAAAGAUGUUCAGGAGGAUUUUCUAAAGCUGGUUUACAAGGAGACUGUCUUAGUUGGACAUUCUGUGGAAAAUGACUUGUUAGCAUUGAAGAUCUCUCACAAUCUGGUAAUUGAUACUGCAGUUCUGUACAAGCACCCUCGUGGGAGAUCUCAUAAAACUGCUUUACGAGUUCUUGCCAAGAGAUUUCUUUCUAAGGAGAUACAGCAGUCGGGGGAUGGUCAUGACAGCACUGAAGAUGCAAGGACUGCAUUGGAACUGGCACUUUUAAAAAUUAAUAAUGGUCCUGAUUUUGGGUCACCGCCAUCAUUGAUAAGGAGAAAGCUCCUUACAGUCCUAAGUGAUUCUGGAAAAGUCUCAUCUAUGAUUGAUGAUGUUUCGAUAGUUAAACGAUAUGCUUCAGAAUCAUCCCAUGCGUUUCCUGUAUCUUCUGAUGAUGAAGCUCUUUCAAAAGCCAGAAAGGAGGUAAAGAAUGAAAAGGUUCAUUUUGUUUGGACUCAAUUCUCAGAAUUGAAUUCCUAUCUGAAGAAAGAAGCAGCGAAUCCAGAGAAAUUGAAUGUUAAACUUGCAGAGAUGAUGUCUUUGCUUACCUGUCGUGAUAAACCUGGGAAUAAAAAGGGCAGCAAAUCUAAAGUUACACCUGAACUGAAGGAAAUUCUUGCUCGUAUGGAUUCUAGAAUCCGUUAUCUUCAUAACGCCUUACCUACUAAUGCCAUGUUUAUAGUUUGCACCGGUCAUGGUGACACAGCAACUGUCCACAGAGUGAGGAAAAUGCUAGCAGAGGGCCCUGAAACGACUAUGUGCAGAGCAAACCUUGUGAAGGUGUUGGAAGAGCUUCAAGCCCAAGCUGAGGUAGCCUUAUGUUUUGUUGGAGUAAAACAUUGAUUUGAUCCCAUUACAUUACAUUACAAAUGUGUUCUACUUUUAUUAUUAUUUUUACAUGUGAUCCAGUAAUUUAGACAAUUACAUAAUGUAUGAAAUAUUUAUUUAUAUAAUAUAGUCAAAUUGUUUUUUGGGAUUA